AUGGCGCCUCUGGCUGUCAGAGUGCGAUGAGGCCGUGGAGACGAUUUCUGCUGUAUUUCGCGUCCGACAGCUAACAAAAAGAUGCCCGUUGACAUUAAUCGAUUGACGGAAGGUUGGCUGGAGCUAGAAAGCGAUCCAGGUCUGUUCACGCUACUCUUGGAAGACUUUGGCGUGAAGGGGGUCCAGGUGGAGGAGAUUUACGAUCUGCAGAAGUCGCUAGAGGGCCCGGUCUACGGCUUCAUCUUCCUGUUUCGAUGGAUCGAGGAACGGCGCUCCAGGCGAAAGGUCGUGGAGCAGGAUGAGAGCUUUGUCAAAGAUGAAGAAAUUGUUAACAACAUCUUCUUCGCGCAGCAGGUGGUCCCCAACAGUUGCGCCACUCAUGCGCUGCUCUCGGUUCUGUUGAAUUGUCCGAACAUCCACCUGGGUACAACUCUGUCGCGGCUAAAGAUGCACACAUCUGGUAUGUGUCCGGAGAAUAAGGGCUGGGCGAUCGGCAACACGCCAGAGCUGGCUUGUGCUCACAACUCGCACGCCAUGCCCCAGGCGAAGAGGCGGCAGGAUAAGAACACUGGCGUUUCUACAGGCAGAUUUACCGGCGAAGCCUUUCAUUUCGUGAGCUACGUGCCGAUAAACGGCAGACUAUUCGAGCUGGACGGCCUGAAACCCUAUCCUAUGGAUCAUGGGCCAUGGAAGGAGCACGAGGAGUGGACGGAACAGUUCAGACGCGUCAUCACCGACCGUCUAGGCAUGGCGACCGGCGAGCAGCUGCAGGACAUUAGAUUCAAUCUGAUGGCAGUCGUGCCCGACAGACGUCUCGCUAUUUCGCACAAGUUAACGAUGUUGAAGACCAACCGACAGAUAGUCCUGGAGGCUCUGCAGCAACUGAUGAAACUGAGCCAUCAAGACGGCAGUAACACUGAGAAGAAUUCCCAUAAGGAGAUCGAUCCGGAUAAGGAGAAACGAGAGUAUGAAAAGAGGGCCAAGACCGAGGAUGAAAAUGGAUUGCCCCCUAAGACAGAAAUCGAAGAGUCGUCUUCCACAAUUCCGACUAUCAACGUUGAGAGAAAUAACGGAGAUUCGGCGGUGGUUAUCGAUGAAUCGGUCUCCGGCAUCGCAUCUGGGAAAACCGAAUCCACUGGAAUGGAGAAGGUGGUGAUGUGCGCUCUAGAUUACGCGACGCCGUUGCGAAUUCAAACGUCGCCGGCUCACAGUUCUUCGAGUACGGACACGUCGUCGGAAAUCGGAUCGGCCUUUAACUCGCCCACUCAAGCUUGGGGAUGGAAUUCCGGACAGAGCAGUCCCACGUCAACGAAGGAUUUCAAGAAGUUCGUGGUAAUCAGAGUUGCUGGCGACGAGAAGAACGAGGCGGGUCUUAGCCGUUCUCUGGGAAAUAUUAAUAUAAACGGGAAAAGAUUGGUUUCCGACAGCGGUCACUUGCACAAGAAGGUUUGUUUGUCGGGCGAGGUCAGAAUCCCUCACGCAAGAGUAAAGACCAGCAACGGCGAUACGGUCACGGAGGAGAAGAAGGUCGAAAAAAUCGAUCCCAAGCUGUGCUCCAAGUAUCCGGAAUUGUUCGAACCACACACGUUCGCACCCAAGGAUCUCCUGGCGUUGCUGAAGAAUUUGGAGCACGAGAUCAGCGUGUGCGAGACCAGCCUGAAGGACGAGAACGAUAAAAGAAACAAGUACAAGAUUGACGAUUGCCGGAGAACGCAUAAUUACGAUGAAUUUAUUUGCACCUUCCUCUCGAUGCUCGCCCAGCAAGGGAAACUGGCGGAAUUGGUCCAGCAACAUCUAACAUUAAAGAAACAUUCUUCUGUCUCGGUGAAUAGAGUUCACAGGUCAUCAAAGAAGUCAGACACUCGUCAAAAUUCGUCACGCAGACGUCGUGGUAGAACAAAAUGUAAAAAACGAAAGUAAUCUGUAACUAAUGUAAAUUUUAACCUUAGGACAUCAUUCCGUCGAUUCGGAACUAUUUGGAUUGUUUAUAAUGAGCAUAUACGAAACACAUAUGAAAA
Messenger RNA from Monomorium pharaonis (pharaoh ant), 2018 nucleotides. RefSeq names its product ubiquitin carboxyl-terminal hydrolase calypso (gene calypso). Gene Ontology annotation, cellular component: cytoplasm. Gene Ontology annotation, biological process: protein deubiquitination; ubiquitin-dependent protein catabolic process. Lineage: Eukaryota; Metazoa; Arthropoda; Insecta; Hymenoptera; Formicidae. The coding region runs from base 82 to 1920 and encodes 612 amino acids. The transcript has 8 exons. The record is from RefSeq and is a predicted model, not a curated record. Gene Ontology annotation, molecular function: cysteine-type deubiquitinase activity.